This is a messenger RNA of Labeo rohita (rohu), 4403 nucleotides long. It is a transcript of the gene myorg, whose product is annotated as myogenesis regulating glycosidase (putative). NCBI's taxonomy places the organism in Eukaryota, Metazoa, Chordata, Actinopteri, Cypriniformes, Cyprinidae. Gene Ontology annotation, molecular function: hydrolase activity, hydrolyzing O-glycosyl compounds. The record is from RefSeq and is a predicted model, not a curated record. The coding region runs from base 313 to 2370 and encodes 685 amino acids. The transcript is spliced from 3 exons. Gene Ontology annotation, biological process: carbohydrate metabolic process; skeletal muscle fiber development.
CAGAGUUUGUGUGAAGAGCGAGUCGCCACACAAACUCCUCCCAUAACAAGACACGGAGUUCAGCGUCUUGAAUUGUUCGAAGGAACAUGUCAACAAGACACGAAACCAACCGUCCUCGAGCUGGCUCCUAAAGGAUAAUGAACAAGAAGAAAACGCUACGCUGAGAGAAGGAAAAAUAGAUGCAAGACUCCGUUUUGCACAAGUUUUUCACUUUUGUUUUCUGUCUGCCAAAUGUCUUCUAUAGUCUGUAUAAAAUUUUAUCCUUUGGUUUUAUUAACUUUUCAACUGUGAAUUCAAAAACUAAGACUCAGAAUGUACCAAGUAGUCCCAGGAGGUGCAGGAGGAACGAUUACAGAUGGCGUGCCCAUCAAGAAGAUAGACAAGGACAGUCGCCCUCUGGUGGGCGCUGGAGUUAUUGGUGUGAUUCUGGUGAUUGCGGCAGUGACUGCAUGGUGCUACUAUAUUGCCUCCCUACGUAAAGCUGACCUGCUGAAGACAGAAUUGCUUGAUCUGAAUAAGGAUGGCUUUCUUAUUCGUAAUCAAGCUGGGGGGAUUGUCCUUAAGAUGGGUUUCAGAUCUGGCACGCUUGAUCUUGACUCCUGCUCAAAGGAGGGAGUGGUCCUUCGUUGCUCGCGUUCGUUUGCUGGCAAGGUAAACUUCUUCAUCAUGACGGUAAAGCCAAAGGAGACAGUGGUGUGUUAUCGUGUACGUUGGGAAGAGUUGGAGUCGGACCGACCUGUGGAACACGCUAUGUCCUACAAUGAAUCCCACUGGUAUGGCGGUGCUGAGACUGCUGUUCAGCAUUGGCCAAUUGCUAUCUCAGGCCAGCAGGCACCCAAACCUUUUGUCACCAGCGACGUGUACUCCAAUCGCCACGACUUCGGUGGCAUUCUGGAACGCUACUGGCUUUCGUCCAAUGCAACUGCCAUUAAGAUCAAUGAUUCUGUGCCCUUUCACCUGGGCUGGAAUGAUACAGAGAAAACCAUGUACUUCCAGGCACGAUAUCAGGACAGUCCAUACAAACCUGCACCUGGAAGGCCUCCCUAUGCUGAACUUAGUUACAGAGUCUGUGUUGGCCCAGAUGUGACUUCUAUCCACAAGGUCAUGGUUCGUCGAUACUUCCCAAAACCUAACAAAGUACCGGCCAAAGAAAUGUUCCGCCACCCAAUAUGGUCCACCUGGGCUUUACACAAGACAGACAUCAACCAGGAAAAGCUUUUAACCUAUGCAGAGAAUAUACGCAGGAAUGGUUUUAACUGUAGCCACUUAGAACUUGAUGAUCGUUACACCAGUCAAUAUGGAGAGUUUGAAUUUGACACACAGAAGUUUCCAAAUGCUUCUGCAAUGUUUCAAAAACUCAAGGCUGAUGGCUUCCUGGUAUCCCUGUGGACGCAUCCCUUUGUGAAUUAUGAUUCUGCCAAUUUUGGGCCAUGUGUACAGAAAGGCCUUUUUGUGAUGGAGCCUACAGGUCAGCUUCCUGCUUUGGUUAAGUGGUGGAAUGGCAUCGGUGGAAUUCUCGAUUUUACCAAUUCAGAAGCUCGCAACUGGUUCAUGUCCCAGCUUCGUUCCUUACGCCACAAAUACGGCGUUUCUUCCUUUAAGUUGGAUGCGGGCGAGACUAACUACUUGCCCUGGCAGUUCAGAACCAAAGUCCAUCUCCCUGACCCAAGCACCUUCACUCGCCGCUACACCGAAAUGGCCAUUCCUUUCAACGAGCGUGCUGAACUUCGGUCUGGCUACGGCUCCCAGAAUAUCUCAUGUUUUUUCCGUCCAAUCGACCGGGACUCUGUGUGGGGCUAUGAACUUGGCCUGAAGUCUCUGAUCCCAACUGUCCUCACUAUCAGCAUCCUAGGCUACCAGUUUAUCUUGCCAGACAUGAUUGGAGGCAAUGCCUAUCCCAACCGUACUGAUGGAAAUGGCAAGCUACCAGACCGUGAGCUCUAUAUUCGAUGGCUGGAGCUGUCUGCUUUCAUGCCCUCCAUGCAGUUCUCCAUUCCUCCGUGGGAGUACGAUGACGAGGUGGUGGCUAUCGCUCAACGGUUCACUGAACUACAUGAGACACUGGUGGCUCCCAGGGUCAUAGAACUGGCUGGAGAAGUUCUAGACACCGGGGACCCCAUAAUUCGCCCAAUAUGGUGGAUCGCCACUAGUGAUGAAACGGCUUAUAGAGUUGACUCACAGUUUUUGAUAGGGGAUGACUUGAUGGUGGCACCAGUACUGGAGCCGGGCAAGCAAGAAAGGGAUAUCUAUCUACCAGCGGGACGCUGGAAGAGUUACAAAGGAGAACGAUACGACAACAAAGAGCCAAUACAUCUAACAGAUUACCCAGUUGAUCUUGAUGAAAUUGCUUACUUUGAAUGGGUUCAGUGAGACUUAUGCGAAUCAUCUGGAGUUUUGAGCAUGUCUUCCAUUUAAAGCGUUUGUGAAAUUGAUUAAUUUUUUUUCAGGGAAUUUAGUUACUCAUCCAGGGUUUAAAUUUUACAAAAACAGGACUGUUUAACAAGCUUCCGGUUGCAUAUUCUAACAUUCUCCAUCAGCUUAGUUGUGAUGUUUUGUGCCAUUACAGCAGUUAAACAUGCAUUAGAUAUAUGAAGCUAAUGUCUAAAUCCAUGCCUUGCAUUUAAACAGCCAAUGUCUUUACCAUCUCAAAACCUUAACACAAUUAAGAUUUUACACAUGCAUCUUGCCAAAUUUACUAACUUCAUGGGCUGUGACAGGUAAUUUUGCACAAUGCAUCUUUCAUGUUUUCUCACAUGCAUUUUUAAAAAAGGGAAAUUUUACCAGUACUGUAGAUAAGCUGACUUCUUACAGGUGUACAAUUUUGUGAAUGCAUUAACGUAUGGCUUUUUAACUGCAAGCAAUAGCAAUACUGCAUCCCCUAUAUACACUACAGCCGUGCAUGCAGCACAUUCGAGCCUAGUCUGCCCUACUCUUGCCUGUAAGCACCAAUACUUGAUAUAAUCACAUUAGGAGUUUCUAUGAGUAAUGGGUGCUUGUGGCUGCAUUGGAAACUACCAGCAGUCUUUUUUUUACUCUACUUGCUAUACUAUCAUCAUGUAGUGCCAAAUACAUCACCAGUAGGCCUUGUUCAAGCAUUACUCCAUUACUGCCACAUUUACAGAUAGGGUUGUCAAACGAUUAAUCGCAUGUUAAAUAAAAGUUUGCAUUUACAUAAUAUGUGUGUGGAGUGUGUGUAUUAAUAUAUAAAUAAGAAAUAUACACAGUACACACCUAUAUUAUGUACACAAACUUAUUUUGCAUGCGAUUAAUUAUGAUUAAUCGUUUGACAUCCCUGUGCUGAAACGUUUCCUGCCACAUAAAAUACAUUGUUUUUCCUUCCACAUUAAAUCGAUGUGUGCUGCUCAUCUUGUUUUGAAUAUUAUGCUGUGCUGCCUAAUUUUUGUGUUUUGCAAUAAGGGCACAACGCUGAAUGCUUACUCAGUUAAUCUUUAUCAGAUUAUUUUCUUGCUGCGCAAGGGUCACCUUUGUGUUUGUUGUGUUUGUUUAACGCUCUUCCAGCACGCCGACAAUCGACUCUCACUGCAAGCUUUCUCUAAUCUACGACCUUCAAGCUUAUUUUUAGCUCUUCCCACACAACUGUGAAAGCGCACUCAUCCACUCUGGUGAAACAAUGAAUCUGUCAAGCAAUGUGUCUGCUCUAAAAGUAGCUACGGAGUAUGAAGACAUGGCAGCUGCCUUUCUAGUACUUGUGUACCUCAAAUAACCGUUUCGAUUGUCGCUUCAUGGUAUUUAAUAACUUACUUCAGGAGGUGUUUGGGAUGAUUUUCUUCACUGGGACUAUGUGCUUGUGGAUUUCAUUUUGUUAAUAGGCCCUUAACAGCGUGGGCGCCAAACAGACUGUAGACUGCUGAUGUUCCAGAAACUCACUGGAGCAAAGCUUCACCAUCAGCUUUCCGCAGACUGGAAUUUCAAGGUUUUUUUUUUUUUUUUUUUUUUUUUGGGGUCAAAAAGAAUGUGAAAAAUUCCCAGAAGCAAAAAUGCUUUGUUUGUACAUCUCAUAGACUUUGUGUGUGUGUGUGUGUUUGCUUUUUAAAAAUAUUCACAAUGUCUCGGACUAAUACAUUUCUGUGUUUAUUUCAAAACAAAUAGUAGUGAAUGCAAGUAUUUAUUUGUUUUGUGGCUAAAACUGCACAUUUAGUUUCGCAUUUCACCUGGUAAAGCAAGUGCUGAGUUUGAGCAGCUGCCUUGAAAAUGGAAUCGUUCUCCAGAGCGUCACAGGAGGGCAGUGUUGACCUGCUUUUCUAGUCCUCCACUUGAAGCUUGUGAAGUGUUGGCAUGGCACAAGAAAAUCCUGUACUUUAUUUCAGUAUUUUUCUCUCACUGAAUAUAAUUAGCCUGAUAUUGAAGUAAAAUGGUACCAUUAAACUUUUGACCUCUCUCAA